AUGUCAUUUGAAGCGUCUAAAUUAUUUGAUUUGACUGGAAGAAUUGCUUUGGUAACUGGUGGUGGUACUGGUCUGGGUGCAAUUAUCACACAGGCUUAUAUCCAGAAUGGCGCAUCUAAAGUCUUUAUUUCAGGCCGAAGACAGGAAAAAUUAGAAGAAACUGCUGGAAAAAUAAAUCAAUUGGGAUACACUGGCAAGGUCAUUCCCAUUGUAGGAGAUGUGUCUACCAAGGAGGGUGCACAAGAUCUGGUGAAAAAAUUGACUGCCGCUACUGACUCUCUGGAUAUUCUGGUCAACAAUGCUGGUAUCAUGCUACCAGUUGAUCCUGCUCGUACCGAUUCGAGCAAAGAAAUUGAAUCUCCAGAAGAUUAUGCUGCUCGUGUUGCAGGUGGUGAUUUUGAUGGCUGGGUAGACCAAUUCAAAAUUAAUGCUAUUGGCCCUUACUUUGUCACAUUUGGUCUUCUGCCUCUCCUAGCUAAGGCUGCCAAGAAGGGUGACGGUCGUGGAAGUGUCAUCGUUAUCACCUCUAUUGCUGGUCUCAGUUAUCCACCUGCCAUGUCUGCUGCCUAUCAAUCCUCAAAAGCUGCUGCUAUCAGUGUUACCAAGGGACUGGCAACCCGUCUUAGUCCAUAUCAGAUUCGUGUCAAUUCCAUCGCUCCAGGUGUAUUCCCUUCAGAUAUGAGUGUCAACUUGCUUGUAGACAAUGUGAAAAAUAGCAUUCCUGUGCGGAAGUUCGGAGAUCCAGAAGAAAUCGCUGGUCUCGCAUUGUUUCUCUCAUCCAAGACUGGCGGAUACACCCACGGCACUAAUUACGUUAUCGAUGGUGGUCGUCUUUUAAACGUGCCUGCAUCUUAG
Sugiyamaella lignohabitans is the source of this 855-nucleotide messenger RNA. RefSeq names its product oxidoreductase. The record is from RefSeq and is a predicted model, not a curated record. Bases 1 to 855 code for a protein of 284 amino acids. The transcript has a single exon. NCBI's taxonomy places the organism in Eukaryota, Fungi, Ascomycota, Dipodascomycetes, Dipodascales, Trichomonascaceae.